Molecule: messenger RNA, 1041 nt
Organism: Melopsittacus undulatus (budgerigar)
Lineage: Eukaryota; Metazoa; Chordata; Aves; Psittaciformes; Psittaculidae
Gene: MXD3
Product: MAX dimerization protein 3
Exons: 5
Coding region: 1-591 (196 amino acids)
Biological process (GO): regulation of transcription by RNA polymerase II
Molecular function (GO): DNA-binding transcription factor activity, RNA polymerase II-specific; protein dimerization activity; RNA polymerase II cis-regulatory region sequence-specific DNA binding
Source: RefSeq, a predicted model, not a curated record
AUGGAGCCGGCGGCCACGAGCAUCCAGGUGCUGCUGCAGGCAGCCGAGUUCCUGGAGCGGCGGGAGCGCGCCGCGGCCGGAGCGCGCUCCCCGCCGGGGCCGGCCGAGGCCGAGCACGGGUACGCCUCGCUCUGCCCCGCGCGGUCCCGCCGCGCCGUGGGCAGCGCCAGGGCGGUGCACAACGCGCUGGAGAAGCACAGGCGAGCACAGCUCCGGUGCUGCCUGGAGCGGCUGAAGCAGCAGGUGCCAGCGGGAGCAGGGCCGACCCGUCCCACCACACUGAGCCUCCUCCACCGAGCCCGGCUUCACAUUCAGAGGCUGGAGGAGCAGGAGCUCAGGGCACGGAAGGCCAAAGACCGGCUGCGGAACCGGCAGCGGAACCUGCAGCAGCGGCUGGAAUGGUUGCUCUCACCCACUGGUGGGGAACGGGCACGGGCUGACAGUCUGGACUCGUCACAGCUCUCUGAGGCAUCCGAGGAAGAGGAUGUUGAGAUAGAGGUGGAAGGCAUGGCGUUCAGCGGGGACCUGCUGCCCAGCUUUGGCUCUGGGAGGGACCACAGCUACUCCAGCCCCUGCAUCCCUGCAUCCUGACGGCACCUGCUGCCUUCCCUGUGCUGCCUGCCUGCCUCCCCCCUGCCUGCUGCCACCGGACAUGCAGGCUUCUCAUGGCUGCCCGGGUAAGGGGCACCCAGUCUCGCCCCCACAGGUGGCUGCUAAGUGGCACUGGCCAUGGUGCUGGGCACACAGGGCUGGUGCAGCACUGUGACACCCACUGUGCAGCGCAGUGCGCUCUAAGAGCAGCUGGAAGAGGUCCUGGCUGUGCCAGGGACACCCUCCUACUCCCCCACCAUGAGGGCUGGGGGCUUCCUGGCAGGGGUGUGAAGCAGCCCUGCCCCCAGCAGACACUGCUAUGGGAGGGCUCUGCCAUCCCUGGAGAGCCAGGAUGGGGAAACAAAUGCAUUAAGCAACCUGCCUUCACACCCCCCAACCACCCUCUCUUGUACAUACCCCACACUAUUCUAGUAAAGGCACUUGGUGAAA